ACGGGCGCCAUUUUGAGAAGGUCCAGUCGCGAAAGGGCGUCGUUUUGCUGAGUCUUGCGGCUGUUUUAAACCAGGCGGUGCUUUGGAAAUGACCCAAUAGGACCUUUGCAAAGAAAGCGAGUGACGGAGGAGGGGGAAGCGUCCGGAAGGAUUUCAAUGGCGGCGCCAGAAAGAGGGAAGCACUGGGAAAGUUGCGCGACAGGCAGAGUGAAGCUCUCUUAAGCAUGACACGGACGAGUGUGGUGAAAUGCCCAAUAAGAGGAAAGAAGUGUUCCAGGAAAAGGUUUUGCAGAGACUCUAUCAGUGUUCUCCAAAGACCAAGAAUGUGCAAAACGCUGGUCUGGGAAGCCCACCUGGACCUGUGGACGAAAAGUCACUUGUGAAGUUAAAAGCCAACAGCAACAUUAUAAAAGGAGCUGAAGAAAAAAAACCUUUGCUGCAAAGGAGACUAUACACUGUGUGCCCUCCCCCUGAUGAGUUUAAAACAGGUGGUGAAAGAUCUGUCGCACCAUGUGAGCCAGAAGACAUAAAUUCGGAGAGAAACUCAGCUGAGGAUGCUCCUCAGACCAGCACCGGGAGAAGACCAAGGAGAAGGAAGAGGAAAACUGGGAACCCAUCCAGCGGAGUCGCUGGGGAGGAACGGGCUGAGCACGCUGCCACACCCACCCCGGAGCCAGAGAACCCGCCAGAGUCCCCACACCAGGAGGAGAGGGACGCAAGCCUGAGCAGAAACAGAAAGCGAAAGCUGAAGAAAAGGCGUCGGAAGGAAGAGCUCCGGUCUCUGGGGCUGAUACCCCGGACUGCGGCUGUCGAGUUUACGUACCGGCCAGAAGAGGGCGGCAUCCUCGGGCAGGAGGAGGAGGAGGAGUUGAGUGGGAGGCAGGCAGCAGAUGUUCUUGACUUCUUACAGGCAACACAGGAGAUCUAUUUCACUGACCGUACAGCUGCAGCUUCCAGGACCGCGGUUCCUCAGAGCUUUCUGAAAAGCCUUGCCACUGGAGCAGUCCCUGCUGCACAAGUGGCACUGCUAUAUCAGCUCAAAUCCCUUGUACUGCUUCAGGAUAUUGAGCGGCUAAAACGUGCUCUGGAAGAAUUCCAGCAUAAUUCAGUGAUGCCUCCUGGGGAAACCUCUGCUCUCUGUUCCUUAUUUAAAUACUGGAUUACUGACAUCCUCCCUGUGAGGAAACAGGAACUGAAGUAAGCGGAGCAGUGUUGCUGCCACUUCAUAAAUCUUCUACAGUAGUUCCCUGAUAAUGAAAUGUGUUGUAGGGGAACAAAGAUGCUAUUAAGAUGCUGUUUGAGAAUGAUGUGAUGUCUUUGUCAGAAUGGUUGUGUUCUUUCUGAAAUCCAUGCCCUUUGCAACACAAAUGGUACCUGACAAGACUGAAAUACAUCUCUUUUUAUGGCUCUGAUUUUAAUCAUCUUCUAAAGAGUGAGCAUACAUUAAGAAUCUUACUGUUUACUAGGGAUGGUAGUCAAUUAGCAUAUUAUCAAUUAAGUUUGAGAUUGAUGUUAUUGUUUGAAAAAAGUUGGAGGUAAUAAUAAUUGUCAUCUGUUAUUCAAAUUUGUUGAGCUGUAAAGCAAAAUUGACAGUAUAGCAUUUAAGUAGUGCUUGUGAGUAACUGAAGUACUGAAGAACAAAAAGUGAACUGUGUGUCAUAUUCUACAUUUACCGUUCAUAUAGUAAAUUUCCUGCAGCAAGUUAAGGUGAAUUUCACGAGUUAAAAACACAGUGGUGUUGGAAAAAUCAGAUUUUCACAUUUGUUUUGUAAUAAAAUGUUCAUUCUUAGUUGUCAGGCAAACUUUGGGAAAUAGGUUUUCUAAGUCUAAUUGCAUUAUUUCAUUGCCUAAAUAUUUCUAAUAAUUUCUUGAUCAUAUCUGAAAAUCUGAUUCCCCCAAUCCACACCCCCAACAGUGCCCAGAUUCAGGGCCAAGUGGGAAUAGGCAUUUUUCCAGUUACCAUUUUUUUUUGUCUUGAUUUAAAUGAAUGAGCUUUGUGAAAGAGUUACUGAUCCUGUUCAGAUGUAGUUGGUGAUGAAUUAUUUCGCUGCUUGUCAGUGUCUAGCCUGUUCUCUGAGUGAUCAUCAGAAGUAAUUGUUACAUUACUGUGUUGUUGUAUUACUGUGUAUUGUAUAUGUUAUAGUACCUGUUGAAUUUUCUUUGCUAGUCCUGCAUUUGUUAUCGUAAAUUUACAAGUCUUUUGUUUGUAUAUGAAGACCUCUUUCUUCUAAUUAAGUAUGGCUUAAUUUAACAGUUAAAAUAAGUAGUAUUAAUACAUUGGUUAAAUUCUUAAAACAACAACAAAAGGAAGUGUAACUGAAUAAAAUAUUUUGAGCCUAUAGGUCUGAUUGGGUUGUAACCCAGUUUUGUGUCCCUUUGCUUCUCUUGUUUGCUUUUAUUCUUUUUUUUUUAAAUUAAACCAUAAUACAAUCAUU
Molecule: messenger RNA, 2435 nt
Organism: Lepisosteus oculatus (spotted gar)
Lineage: Eukaryota; Metazoa; Chordata; Actinopteri; Semionotiformes; Lepisosteidae
Gene: erich1
Product: glutamate rich 1
Source: RefSeq, a predicted model, not a curated record